Solea senegalensis (Senegalese sole) is the source of this 2340-nucleotide messenger RNA. It is a transcript of the gene snap91b, whose product is annotated as synaptosome associated protein 91b. Bases 714 to 2015 code for a protein of 433 amino acids. The transcript is spliced from 16 exons. Gene Ontology annotation, cellular component: synaptic vesicle; extrinsic component of presynaptic endocytic zone membrane; clathrin-coated pit. Gene Ontology annotation, biological process: clathrin coat assembly; synaptic vesicle budding from presynaptic endocytic zone membrane; clathrin-dependent endocytosis. Lineage: Eukaryota; Metazoa; Chordata; Actinopteri; Pleuronectiformes; Soleidae. The record is from RefSeq and is a predicted model, not a curated record. Gene Ontology annotation, molecular function: SNARE binding; phosphatidylinositol-4,5-bisphosphate binding; clathrin heavy chain binding.
GCUGGGGGAGGAGACUGACAUGGUCGUAUAGAUAGGACAAAUACACUAUCGACAGGAGGGGGUGGGCGGAAGCAGAAAAAGGAAAUUCCCUUCUGUCUUUUCCUUUCCUCUUCCUCAGCAUCUUGCGCUGCGCAGUGUUUGCGACACCACCUGGGAGCUGUGCGCAUUUUCUCGCUGUCUGAGGCGACCAGAGAGCGAAUAAACACUGCUGCCUGCAAACCGAGGAAUAACCAUUGCGGCUAAUUUUUAAUUCUUUUUUUAUAUAUAUAAAAAAGAAGAAAAUAAAUGCACUAAUGUGGAAGCAAAGGCAAAACUGAUGCCCGCUCCAAACAGGAUAUUUGACCAGGCUACAUUCCGUUAUUAUACUGAAACACAUUUUCACCGCUCUGCAGCAUUUUUUCAUUGGUCUGUUUCAGAAAUAAUUGCUGCGGGCUGAGCAAACAGCUUUCAUCGCCAGUUGCCUGUUACAUAACCGGGUGGCUUUAGCUGUCCAAGGUGCUGAACUGACCGCUCCGAACCUAUAACGGAACAAGCCGGGGGGGAAUUCUCAACCUCGCAAGGUCACAGGCCUAUAUCAGUCUGGGGAGGAGAAAAGCACGAGCUCCGGUCACAGAACCACCGGGACACCGUUGGGUUUUAUUCAAGUCUUUUACAUCGUAUCGUGGUCGAGAGACACCCCGUUUUCCUGAGCUGGUCGAUUCGGCAGAGAGAAAAUGUCGGGGCAGACGCUCACGGAUCGCAUUGCCGCUGCGCAAUACCAGCUAACGGGAUCAGAUAUGGCCCGCGCUGUCUGUAAAGCCACCACUCAUGAGGUGAUGCCGCCUAAGAAGAAGCACCUGGACUACCUGGUGUCGGCCACCAAUACCACCAACGUGAACAUUCCUCAGAUGGCUGACACACUAUUCGAGCGAUCCACCAACGCCAGCUGGGUGGUCGUCUUCAAGGCCCUUGUCACCAGUCAUCACAUGUGUGUCCACGGCAACGAGAGGUUCAUUCAGUAUUUGGCUUCCAGGACCUCCUUGUUCAACCUCAGCAAUUUUAUCGACAAAACUGGCUCUCACGGCUAUGACAUGUCCACGUUCAUCAGACGGUACGGACGAUACUUGAAUGAGAAAGCGUUCGCCUACCGCCAGAUGGCUUUUGACUUCACCAGAGUCAAGAAGGGUGCUGAGGGCGUGAUGAGGACCAUGACCACUGAGAAGCUGUUGAAAGGCAUGCCUGUUCUGCAGACUCAGAUUGACACACUCCUGGAGUUUGACGUUCAUCCCAAGGAGCUGAACAAUGGGAUCAUCAAUGCUGCAUUCUUGCUUCUCUUCAAGGACCUGGUCAAACUGUUUGCGUCCUACAAUGAUGGCAUCAUCAAUUUAUUAGAGAAAUACUUCAAGAUGAAGAAGAGUGACUGUAAAGAGGCGUUGGAGAUCUACAAGAGGUUUCUGACUCGGGUGACAAAGAUUGGGGAAUUCAUGAAGCUGGCCGAGACAGUUGGAGUUGACAAAAAUGACAUUCCUGAUAUCAACUACGCUCCCAGCAGUAUUUUGGAGUCUCUGGAAACACACAUGAAUGGUCUGGAGGAUACAAAGGGAGGAAAGAAGGGUGAAGGGUCACCAACAAAGGGAUCUCCGACAAACAACGUAUCUCCAACAUCGACUCCAGCCAAAUCUUCAAACGCUGUCCCUGCACUGCAGCCUCCUCCUGGGGAGAGUGCUGGUGCUGCUGCCGCCCCCUCUUCUGCUCCUGAGCCAGCCGAAGACUCCCUGUUGGAUCUGGAUCCUCUGUCCUCCUCGGGCCCUUCAGCACCAUCAGCUGCCCCCACAUCUUGGGGCGACCUUCUUGGAUCGGAAAUGGGCGACUCCUUGCUAUCUGAACCCACCCUCACAGCAGAGCCCGCCCCCUCCUCUGCAGCAGCGACACCCACUCCUGCAGCGGCAGAACCCGGGGUCUCUCUAGCUCCUCCCACUAGCACAGCAGCUGCCACCUCCCCUGGUGCCGCCAAUAUGGAUCUGUUGGGAGGUUAGUGAGCUUCCAGAAAAUUCUCUAUGAAAGAAUCACUCUGGGAAGCUCAACCCUAAAACCAUCAUACGAUACGAUAACACAUGCAUGUCCAGACACGGAUAGUAUGUAGACAGAACUUUGCUGGUUCAUCACUGAUAUUGUUUAUAUCCUUUAAGCAACGUUACCUCAUCAGAAACAGGGCGCUCUUAUCAAUCAGUACAUCAAUACAUCAGACUGAAAUUAAUAGUUUUUUAAGUUAAUACAAAACAGUUAAUAUAAUUGAGUAGAAAUUCAACUUCACUCAUGAUUUAAUUUGGUUCUGUAUUAAUUACAGUAAUUAUUGGUUAA